This is a messenger RNA of Rhizophagus irregularis DAOM 181602=DAOM 197198, 1263 nucleotides long. Lineage: Eukaryota; Fungi; Glomeromycota; Glomeromycetes; Glomerales; Glomeraceae. The record is from RefSeq and is a predicted model, not a curated record.
AUGUCACAACUUCAUGCUGAUUGCCUCAACGAAAUUUUUGAAUAUUUAGAUAAUAAUAAAAAUACUUUGUAUUCAUGCUUAUUAGUCAAUCAUCUUUGGAGUGCAGUUUCUGUCAGGAUUCUAUGGAGAAGUAUCAGAAAUUAUCGUACAUUAAUUAUUUGCCUUCCAAAUAAAUCAAAGAAGAUUUUAUUUGAAAAUGGAAUUUCAAUCUUAACUUCAAAACCUCUAUUAUUUAAUUAUGUAACAUUUUGUAAAUCUGUAUCAUUUCAUGAGAUCGAUAUUAAUAUUGAACGACUUCUUAAAAAACAACAAUUUUUUUCAAUUCAAAGUUCAAAAGAUAACAUAACACAGGAAAUAUUUAGAUUUCUUAUGAGUCAAAUAAUUUCUUUGAGAAAAUUAAUUAUUACAGAAUUUAUACCUGAGAACAAAGAUAUGAAGUUUUCUUUUAGACAUAUGAAACCUUUUAGAUAUGGAAAUACAAAAGUUCCACCUUUGAAGACUCCUAAAUUUUCACCUGAGAACAUUAUGAAGAUUCUCACCGAAUUAAGAGAUAGGAUUUUGACAACAGUAGAUAUUUCAAAAGAAUUAAUAGAUUUAAUUUCUGUUCAGAAAAAUCUAAAGAACUUGUACAUGUUACAGUUACGAUACGAGUUUAUACUUAAUACUAAUCUCUCAAAUUUACAAGAACUCAAAUUAUAUUGUAAUAAUUAUGAUCUUUGGAUAUUUAAUUAUGACCUUGUUUUCGACCGAUUUAAAAAUUCUAACGAUCGUGAAUGUUAUGAAAAAGCAUUUACUAACUUAAAUAACUAUCUUAGUACGAAUAGAUUAAAUGAAUUCUUGGAAAAUAAUGGAAGAAAUAAGAGGAGUAUAUGUAUAUAUUGUAAAAGUAUUAGAAUUCUUAAAACAAACCUUACAAAUAAUGAUUUAGGCGUAUUGCGUAAUUUUUUUAAAGCCUUUCCAUUUUUAGAAAGUAUUAGAAUUUGUUAUCACGAUUUAAAUUCAAUGAGAAAUUCUUAUUUGACAAAAACAUCAUUAGUUCCAGAAGAAUUAGAAUUACUUUUAGAAAGUUGGAAAAGUCGUGUACCACAGAAACCACUUUCUUUGGUUAUUACUGGCUAUCAUACUUUUAUUGAGAAUGAUGGAAAUAUGAAGGUAAUUGAAAAGUAUACUGAAUUAGGUACUAUUAAGUUAGUUAAAAAACCUAUAGAUAAUUUGUAUAAAUACGAUGGUAUUGUAUUAGAUCAAUUAUCAAACAGAUAUUAA